AUGAGUGUCAACGUUGCAGUUGAGCCGAAAACAAACCGAAAAAUGCACGAGCUGUUCAUGCAAGUGCUAAAAAACAGAGACCUCUCCAGGGCAGGAGAUCUCUUCUCCAUCCCCGACUCUGUUAUUGUUAAUGAUUUAUCAAUUGUGUUGAAGGAAAUUACUGUAAUUGCCUCUCUGCCUGAUUACGUUAACAACGAUAACGAUCAAAGUGUUGUCGAAAUAUGUGUUACAAGAGUUAUGUCCUGCAUAAGGGAAACAGGAAGUGUAGAGCAACAUUGCGAAGCUCUAGUGGCUUUGUUAGAGUCCUGUCUUCACCAUAAUUUACAAGCCUCAGCGAAAGACGAGGACACUCCUCAUGCAAAAAUAUCGUCUGAUAUAAUAUCAUGCAUUUUUUUAAAUUACACUAAGAAGUCUGUAAUGCAAAGGGCUCUGCCAGUUGCGGUGAAAUUUCUUCACAAAGGAAAUAAAGAAUUAUCCAGAAAUAUGGCAUCUUAUUUAUCAUUAGCAGCUAUGGAACAUGCGUCUUUACUUACUCCCCAUGUGCAGCCUAUUAUGGAUUCUAUUAUUUCAGGAAACUAUCCUUUGUGCAGAGUUCUUCCGAACAUUUACGAAGUUGCUCCUGAACCUUUUCAAGGCCACGCCAUGGCGUUGGUAUCUCUCCUUCCUCACUGUGAUAACCAAGAAAAGUUAGCUUUAUUGAACUUAUUUACACUUAUGGCCAAGGACAAUCCUACGUUGCUAGAAGCUAGCGUUCCUCAGCUCUGCGAAUAUUUAAUUAAUCGAGGAACAGUCGGCCCUACAUUGGACAUCUUCAUUCACUUAGCCGGGAAAAUGCCAGCGCUGCUCGUCGAUCACAUAAACGUAGUAAAACAAUGCGCUCAAAAGCAUCCUCAAACGGUUUGUUCAUCCGCUCAAAUCAUUAGCGCCGUAGGAAAAAUCAACAAAGACCGGGCUCAAGAUGCUCUUAACUUUGUGCUCGAAUAUUUACCGAAGGUGGACAGGAGCUCACAGACUGCUCUGCUCAGAGAGGCUACAUUGCUUUGCAGUACUUACCCCGUUCUGUUCACAGACAAAGUAUUACUAGGCAUUCGUCAUAGACAUCACACAAGUUUGAAUCAAAUAAGCCAAUUACCGACGCCUACAAGCCAGGUCACAUCAGGUGGGGUGACAAUAGUUAAAGUGGGAGGAGGAGUUCAAGCAUCCGCUCCUUCCGGUGGGUAUACUCGAAGAGCGAAAUUGGGGGAUUCCAGGAGUACGGGAAGACUCCACACCGCUCCUAGUAUAAACACUCAUCGAAGCAUGACAAAGCUUAAUAUAGCAGGAGGAUCAGUGGGAGGAUUGCAUAAAAGCAUGACAGGUCUCAGUUCCACUCAACACAUCAACGCCACGCCUGUUCCUCCUUUAUCUAAUAACGUCAUUGUAACAGGCGUAAAUAAAUGGACGGCUCCAAAUAUAAGAGUAUCGAGCGGCGGUGUAACUGUAACAACUAUAUCUCCACCGAGGAUACAAAGACCUCUGAGUCAAGGGCCUCUGGCGUUUAUCGGAAGUCAUGCGAAUACCGGUGGCCCCAUAGUCUUAACUACUCCUUCGGUACAUUCUUCCAACGCUGUAGUAGUAACUGCGGCCUACACCGGAACGCUAUCAAGCGGACAAGUUUCAGUAGUAACUAGUACUAUGGGCAGUUCGGUACUAUCGCAAAGCAUUCCGAUUCGAAAUAGUGUGGUGCACACUCCGCCACCUCCUCCUGCAGUCGAAACUCUAUAUUCCAAUAACAUAACGACUUCGGGAAACGUCAACGUAACGGGCCCCACUACAGUGGUAGCGCGUCGCAACAACACCAGCGUGACUUUAAUCAAUCAAAACGCCGCGGCCGUGCAAAGGAUGAGCGUGUUCGAGCCUUAUCCUAUGCGGGACACCAUCCAGCAUUUCUGCGAAAAGCACCUGGACAAGAUUAAAAGCUACAUGGAGAAGGUUUCCCUGCAGAUUCCUUCGCCUGCUAAGUGCACCAUCGAAGAGAAGCGACACAAGAAAUCCGCAAAAUUGCAUUUCGCCUGCCAGGCCAGGGGACAACACUGCUUGUAUUCAAAGACUUAUUUCACUAUGAGAACAAGAAACCCGAGAAUUUGGAUACAUCUCAUGUUCAUUUCACUACAGGCUCGAAACACCCAUGCUCUCAGUUCCAGAGACGCCCAAGUAGCUUCUUUGAAGCAUUGCUGGGACAUUCUAAAAUGCGAGAACAAGACGUUUCUGACGCUGGUGACGAGCGCUUUUCCAUGCGUUAAGGAUCAGGAUUCGAUUUUGAGCGAGCUGAGACAUUGCGGAUAUUUCGAUGUGUUCCAAGUGUGUCCUCCGAGCAUCACUCCGGCCGAUAACGCGGAUUCGUCUAGCAUUAACGGAGUCAUUUGGGGUUGCUUCCUAUGCGCUCAUCCGGAAAAGGCCGUGGGAUUUUUAAGAGGAGACACGAGACCGGUGAUCGAGGGGCAAUUGAAGGAAAAGAAAGGCAGAUGGAGGCUUUUUAGAAGAUGGCGGACGAGGUACUUUACCUUAUCCGGGGCCCAUUUAAGCUGCAGAGGAUCGAGCGGAGGAGAGUCGAUAGAUGUCAAUCAAAUUCGAUCCGUAAAAGUAUCGAGAGGUGCACGAAAUAUUCCGAAAGCUUUUGAAAUAUUUACAGAGAACCAAACAUUGAUAUUAAAGCCUAAAGAUGGUAAAAAUGCGGAAGAAUGGGUGCAGUGUCUGAGCAUCGUGGUGGCUCAUUCGCAUGCUAAGGAGCUGCCCAAUAAAAGCAAUUCAUUACCUGCGAGAGGUAUCAGUUCUAGUCGUACCGUUGUGUGA
This is a messenger RNA of Phyllotreta striolata, 2832 nucleotides long. Lineage: Eukaryota; Metazoa; Arthropoda; Insecta; Coleoptera; Chrysomelidae. The record is from the annotation of a GenBank genome assembly.